AUGAAGGUUACCAUCGGUCCAGCAACCUUUGCAUCCAUUUUUUGGCUUGCGGAAAGUGUUGGAGCAACACUUUCAAGGACCGGUAAUAUUACGCUUUUUGCUGAUACUUUAUGUCAGGAACCCGUCUACGUCAAUUCUUUCAUUCUCGGCUUCGACACCUGCGGAAAGGAGAAUUCCGCCACCCCUUACCUUGAUCCAUUCCAGUCUUACAUCUUGAACGAGAGGCCAUGGUGUCAAAAUGGUACAAGGCCAUAUUUCAACGUCUAUAGCGACUCCACAUGUCUUGACUUAACCACGUCAAAUGAGCCUGGACCUUUUCGUGAUGAGAAUGCACAGCCUCGCUGCAUAGCACCAGGAGAUUUCAAGGGCAUGGCCUUUAUUUGUGAUGGAUUUGACGGGAUUGAGGGCACUGCGGAUGAUACACCGACAGCUAAGGAGACACUGAUAGAUGGUCCUAUAUCUACUACCUCAAGAACGACUUCCAUUCCGAGUACCACACCAAUAUCAAAAUUUUCAUCUACGCAAACUCCUUCCACUUCCUUCAGCACAGCAUCCUUUAACAGUAUCCCAACAUCAUCCCCGAUACUUGAGGGCCCAACAUCGAAUCCAACAGUAACCGAUAAAAGCCCCUCCAGUUCUUCUAACGCUUCCAGUAGCACAUCAGCAGCACCAAUUCAAACAAAUAUGGCAAAAGCGAUAACAAACAAGGGGUUAGUUGUACAUGUCGUAUUGUUGAUAUCUGUUCUUAGAACUAUACUGUAG
Molecule: messenger RNA, 762 nt
Organism: Daldinia loculata
Lineage: Eukaryota; Fungi; Ascomycota; Sordariomycetes; Xylariales; Hypoxylaceae
Exons: 1
Coding region: 1-762 (253 amino acids)
Source: RefSeq, a predicted model, not a curated record